CAAGCAGGCAAAGACGAAAAGCAGAAGAGACACCCGCGGCAUACGCUGCAAAUGGAUAAAAGCACAAUGAGAGCACAACACCGAACCAAGCAAGGAGACGAAGUGGGAGUUUCAGCACAGGCCGAAGGAAAAUAAAGAAGAAAAAAAAAAAAAAAGAGGAAUGAAAUCAUCGCCCACUCUCUGUAUUCCAAUCAUGCGGUCCCCUUCUUCCCCAACACUUUCGAAAGGCAUUCAUGCACCUCUCGCUUCUUAUACCUUCCACUUACCCGCAUUCCUCAUCGCCGUCGCCAUGCCACUCUUAUCCGUCACAGCUGCCACAGCCGCCGUCGCUCUCCUAGUUAUCAGUUCCGCAGCUAUCCCAUCUAACUCACUCCCCCUUCCUCUUCUGGCGCUACUCUCCCUAAAAGCGUCGCUUUUGGACCCCCUCUCUUCCCUCUCAGACUGGGCACUUCCUCUGAAUCAGAACUUCUCUUUUUCCCCGCCGCCGUGGUGCUUAUGGUCCGGCGUCUCUUGCGCCAGCAGUCAGGUCGUUUCCAUCGACCUAUCUGGCAAUAACCUUUCCGGCGACCCCUUUCCUCCGGAGCUGCGCCUUCUCUCAUCUUCUCUUGUUCUCCUUAACCUCUCCGCCAACUCCUUCUCUGGCCCCAUUCCCUCAUCCUCCUCUCUCUUUCAUCUCCGCCGCCUCCGUUCUCUCGACCUCAGCCGCAACAGCUUCAACGCCUCCCUCCCAUCCAGUCUCUCCUCCCUCCGCCGACUUACUUUCCUGAACCUUUACAGCAACAGCUUCUCAGGCUCCAUCCCCGCAACCCUUGCCGCGCUUCCUCUCCUCGAGCAUUUAAAUCUCGGCGGCAGCUUCUUUUCCGACCUUAUCCCCGGCGAGGCACUGGUCUCUUUGACUGGGCUCCGGUUCCUCCACCUGGCCGGUAACCUUCUCACCGGUUCCAUCCCAAUGUGCCUCGGCCAGCUUGCCAUCCUUGAGCAUCUGGAGAUUGGGUACAAUUCAUAUGAAGGAAGCCUCCCACCGGAGAUUGGACGGUUGCGGAAUCUUCGAUACCUCGACAUAUCCUCGGCGAAUCUUUCCGGUGAGAUACCUCCGGAUAUUGGGAGUCUCACAGAAUUGCAAACGCUGCUCCUGUUCAAAAAUCGGAUAUCUGGCAGCGUCCCGCCAGAAAUUUCUAGUCUUAGCGGACUCAAAAUUCUGGACUUGUCAGACAACCGCCUCUCCGGCCGGAUUCCAGCUGGUAUCUCCUUGCUCGUUAAUCUCACCGUUCUCAGCCUUAUGAACAAUGAAAUUUCCGGAGAAAUUCCGCCGGGAAUCGGCGAGAUUGCUUCGCUUGAAGCGCUCCUUCUCUGGAACAACUCCUUAACGGGCGUGCUCCCACCGAAGCUCGGCUCCGGCGGUCGGCUGGAGCGGGUCGAUGUUUCGUCCAACUCCCUCUCCGGCACAAUUCCUUCUAGCCUCUGUUUCGGAAACCGCCUUGUUCGGCUAAUACUCUUCGCCAACUGCUUCGAAUCCAAUAUUCCUUCUUCCCUCGCGCGCUGCUCAUCAUUGUGGCGCAUUCGUAUCGAAGAUAACCACCUCACUGGCUCUAUCCCCGCCGGCUUUGGGCAUCUCCAAAACCUCACAUUUUUUGACCUCAGUAGCAACAAUAUCUCUGGCGAGAUACCGCCGGACCUCGGCACCGCUCCACGGUUACAAUUUUUUAACAUCUCCGGCAAUCCCCUUCGAAGCAUCCUACCGAACACGAUCUGGAGGGCACCGGCUCUUCAAAUAUUCUCCGCAAGCUCCUGCAAACUCCAAGGAAAAAUCCCCAACUUCGCCUCCGGCUGCAGCAAUCUCUACAAGCUAGAACUUUCGUAUAACGAUCUCAACGGCACCAUUCCCGCUGACAUCACCGAUUGCCUGAAAUUGCUUUCUUUAAAACUGAAUCAAAACCAUCUCACCGGCUCAAUUCCACCAGGGCUUUCAAAUCUGCCCUCGAUCACCGAAGUCGACCUCUCCCUCAACUUCCUGACUGGCUCGAUCCCGCUGGCAUUCGACAACUGCAGCACCCUUGAAAAUCUCAACAUCUCCUUCAACGGCCUUGCGGGUCCCAUCCCAGCCUCCGUCGGCAUAUUCCGGAGCCUCGACCCUUCCUCAUUCGCCGGAAACCCAAGCCUCUGCGGUUCACCACUCGCCCGGCCGUGCAUCCCAAAUGUGGAGCGACCGCCACACCAGCCAGCUGCCACUGCUGGUCCGGCUAUCAUCUGGAUCACGACAGCAGCAUUGACUACAGGAUUGGUCGUCCUGAUAAUCGGAAUUCGGUGGUUCAGAUCGGCCUCCCGGCUAAAACCGCCGCCCUGGAGGUUAACAGCUUUUCAACGACUAACGUUCACGGCAGAUGAUGUGGUGGAAGUGGUGAAAUCCACCGCCCAGAUUAUUGGUAUAGGCUCAUCCAGCACGGUAUACCGUGGCGAGAUGCCCAACGGUGAGGUGAUUGCAAUCAAGAAGCUUUCAACGGCGGCCGUCACAAAACAGAGGAAUAAAACCGAGUGCAUCUUACCGGAGGUGGAGCUAGUCGGUGCGGUACGACAUCGCAACAUAGUCCGACUACUCGGUUAUGUCAGCAAUGGCGAGUCUACAAUGUUGUUGUAUGAGUAUGUGCCGUGCGGGAGCCUGGAGGAGCUUCUCCACAGCAGUGGUGGAGAAGGGAAGGGGAAGACCACACUUGACUGGGAGACUAGGUAUCGUAUAGCAGUUGGUGUAGCGGAAGGAAUGAGUUACCUUCACCAUGACAGCAGGCCGACAAUUGUGCAUAGGGAUCUGAAGCCGAGCAACAUAUUGGUGGAUGAGGAGAUGGAGGUGAGGGUAGCGGAUUUCGGAUUGGCUAAGUGGUCGACAAAGACAUCGUUGACGGGGAUAGUGGGGUCGUGCGGUUACAUAGCACCAGAGUAUGCUUAUGCGGUGAAGGUGGAUGAGAGGAGCGAUGUGUAUAGCUUUGGGGUGGUGUUGAUGGAGAUUGUGAGUGGGAGGAGAGCGGUGGAUGGCCGUGGUGGUGUUGAGGAGGGGAAGAGUCAUUUAGUGGAAAGGGUGAGGAGGAAGGUGGCAGAGAAAGGAUGGGAAGGAGUUGAGGAGAUUUUUGAUGGAGGCAUAGGUAUCGGGUGCAGGGAGGUGAGGGAUGAGAUGGUGAUGGUGCUUAGAGUGGCCAUGUUGUGCGCUAGUGAGAGGCCAAUGGAUAGGCCAAGUAUGAGGGAUGUGGUGUCGACGUUGAAAGCUAUUAGGGUGGUUAGGAAGAAGGUGGUGGAUCAAGAUUAAGGUUCUGUGCUUGUUUUGUCCAAAUACAGUUGACCAGGGUUGGAAUAGGGGCAAGAAACUUCAUUUUUUCCCUCCCUUUUUUCUCAUGUCAUCUUAUAUUUUAUUUUCCAAGUUGAAUGAUGCUUGCUUGGUUGUUCUCUCUCUCUCUCUCUCUCUCUCUCUCUCUCUCUCUCUCUCUGGAAUUUGCAUGAAAUUAGUAGUAAACUCACGUGCAUA
This is a messenger RNA of Phalaenopsis equestris, 3511 nucleotides long. RefSeq names its product leucine-rich repeat receptor-like protein kinase TDR. The coding region runs from base 161 to 3295 and encodes 1044 amino acids. The transcript has 2 exons. NCBI's taxonomy places the organism in Eukaryota, Viridiplantae, Streptophyta, Magnoliopsida, Asparagales, Orchidaceae. Gene Ontology annotation, molecular function: protein kinase activity; ATP binding; receptor serine/threonine kinase binding. Gene Ontology annotation, biological process: protein phosphorylation. The record is from RefSeq and is a predicted model, not a curated record.